CUGAGAGGUAGGAACAUGAAUACACACUUGGGUUUGUUUUUCUAUACUGUGUAGGAAUGCAAGAGAGGAAGCUGUGAGGCUUUAUAAAGGGGUAAGGGUGAAUGGAGACAAGGGGAGGACGUAGAAUUCAUAGAAGGAAGCUUUAAUUAAACAGAACAAAGUUCAAGUUAGGGAGAGGGUAACAGGAAGAGGAGUGGGACUAGACAUAGCCCAGGCCUGCGGCAGAUAACAAACCGUAAUAGUUACAAAGAGCUAAAACUAAUCCCGCAGAAGCCGGACAAGUCGAGAGCUCCUUUAUCAGGUAAAAGCUUCCCAGAAUGGAUCAAGAAAUGUUGGAUACAUUGGUCAAAGAGUUGGAGAAGCAUCGCUUUUCCAUGGGCCAAGUUGAAGGAGUUCCCCUGCCAGGGGACACGUGUGAUGCCUGGGACACAAUAUACAACUUUCAGGCCAGAGAAGAUGAUGUCCUGAUUGCAACUUACCCCAAAGCAGGGACCACAUGGGCUCAAGAAAUUCUGGACCUGAUUCUUCAGGAGGGUGACGUAGAGAAAGCCAUGCGGGCCCCGUGCUUUAUGAAAGUGCCAUUUAUAGACCUGGUUCCAAAUAAGAUCAUACCUUCUGGAAUUGACCUUGCAAAUGCAAUGACGUCCCAACGUUUAAUAAAAACUCACCUUCCUAUACGGCUGAUUCCUCCCUCUUUCUGGGAAAAGAAUGCAAAGGUUGUAUAUGUUGCUAGGAAUGCCAAGGACUGUAUGGUUUCCUACUAUUUCUUCCAGAAGAUGAAUAAAGGUCUCCCGGAACCCGGGACCUGGGAUAAUUACUUCUCAUCCUUCCUGUCUGGAGAAGUUCCCUGGGGAAGCUGGUUUGACCAUGUGAUUGGCUGGUGGAAAGCAAGAGACAAACAUCAGAUACUCUACAUCUUCUACGAGGACAUGAUCGAGGACCCAAUGCGUGAGAUUCGCAGAAUGGUCAAGUUUCUCGGCAAGGAUCUAUCUGAAGAUGUUUUGGAGACAAUCAAACACCACACCUCCUUCCAGGCCAUGAAGAAUAAUCCAAUGACCAAUUUCAGUGUGCUUCCUUCGGUUGUGUUUGAUCAGUCCAUCUCAGCAUUUAUGAGGAAAGGAACUGUUGGAGACUGGAAGAAUCAUUUCACAGUUGCCCAGAACAAUGUAUUUGAUGAAGAAUACGAAAAGAAGAUGGAAGGACAAGACCUGACCUUUCGUAUGGAACUAUGAGGCAUAAACACUAGCAGAACUGUUUUUAUAAACAAUGCUUUAUAAAUUAAAAAAUAAAAUAAAUUGUAAUUUUUCUGACUCACA
This is a messenger RNA of Pelobates fuscus (common spadefoot toad), 1316 nucleotides long. Its product is annotated as sulfotransferase 1C4-like. Gene Ontology annotation, molecular function: sulfotransferase activity. NCBI's taxonomy places the organism in Eukaryota, Metazoa, Chordata, Amphibia, Anura, Pelobatidae. Gene Ontology annotation, cellular component: cytoplasm. The coding region runs from base 318 to 1232 and encodes 304 amino acids. Gene Ontology annotation, biological process: sulfation. The transcript is spliced from 8 exons. The record is from RefSeq and is a predicted model, not a curated record.